Messenger RNA from Vicia faba (fava bean), 3621 nucleotides. The record is from the annotation of a GenBank genome assembly. NCBI's taxonomy places the organism in Eukaryota, Viridiplantae, Streptophyta, Magnoliopsida, Fabales, Fabaceae.
AUGGAGAAGAAGCUUCGUUCAUCUCUUCACUCUUCACCCCAAGAAUUCCUCUCCAUAGCCAUAACCCAAACCCUAAAAUCCUCAAAACCCUCUCUCAAAACCCUAAUCCAUUCCAUUAAACCCUCCUCCAAUCCCACUUCUUCUCUCCCUCCCCCUCUCUGCGAUUCCAUCGCCUCCACAAUCCAAUCCUUCCAGAACCUUCUCCAAUCCAACUCCGACAAUCCGCAAACCCCUCUCGCCACUACUCUCCGCCGCUCUUCUCGCAAACCCAACGCUGCAACUGAACAAAAACCUCGACCCGAUAAAAAGCAUAAACUUCUCGAACGUCUUCAGAUUCUCACUCAUGUUUUGUCUCUAUGCGUUUCGCAUCCUAAGAAAGUUUUCGAUCCUGCCGAUUUGCUUCCUGGAGUUCGAGCGUUGCAUGAUAAUUUAAUUGUCUUGGAGGCGGAUUCUGUUUUGUCUUCGGCGGUUGAGACGCUUUGUGAAGAAUGGUGGAAGGAGAAUUUAGUAGGGAGGGAGUCGUUGAUUUCGCAGACGCUUCCGUUUCUUCUCUCGAGGACGUUGACGUUGAAGAAGAAAGUGGAUGUGCAUAGGGUUUACAUGCUCCGUGAAGCGUUUUUUCUGUUAGAUUUUGAAGAUGAUAGUAUUGAGGAUUUGAAGCUGUUGCUGAAUCGGAGUGUGAUUUCGCCUUUAUUUUUGAAGACGGAAGAUGGGAGAAAGUUUCUGUCGUUUCUCUUCGGGCUGAGUGAUCAACUUAGGAAGGAAUUGUUGGCGAUGAUUCGUUCGCAGAUUCCGUUUGGGAGGAAGUCCAUGUUGGAGGCUUAUGGGGAUAUAUUGUUUCGAGCAUGGAAAGCUGCCCCGGAAGAUUCAAGGAGUGAAAUUGAGAAUGGAUUCUUGCAAGAUUUGGUUGAGGGGUGCAUUCAUGCAAGUUCUGGAUCUUUUGCUUCAUAUAUUAGGAGGGUUUUGGGAGGUUUUAUCAACCAGAGGACCGUUGACGGGGUUGAGAAACUACUCUAUCGACUUGCCGAGCCUGUCAUAUUUAGAUCUCUACAGGCUGCAAACUCAAAUGUUCGUCAAAAUGCUUUGCACCUGCUUUUGGAUGUAUUCCCCCUUGAAGAUCCUGAUGCUCCAAAAGGGGAUAAGGAUACAUUGAUUGAUAAACAGUUCUUUUUGUUAGAAAGGUUGCUUGUUGACGAUUGUCCGGAAAUUAGAACAAUUGCUGUUGAGGGUUCGUGUCGUGUCCUUCAGCUAUUUUGGGAAAUUAUCCCGUCGCCAAUUAUUACAAAGAUGCUUUCAAAAAUAAUUGGUGACAUGUCUCAUGAUGUAUGCAAUGAGGUAAGGCUUUCUACGUUGAAUGGCAUCAUUUAUUUGCUUGACAAUCCCCACUCUCACGAAGUACUUAAAGUGCUCUGUCCAAGACUCGGGCACUUAAUCCAAGAUAAUGUCCUCACAGUACAAGUCGCUAUGGCAGAUCUCUUGCUCCAUCUAAAAGAUGUCCCAAAUUUUCAAUUUAAUAAGGUGGUGGAUCUCAGUUUGCUUUUAUCCGAGCUUGCUAGUGAUCAGCCUCCUGUAUCUCAGAAAAUAACUAAACUUCUUGUACCUUCGUACUUUCCCUCAGUAGUGCCCAUUGAGGAGGCAUGUAAUCGCUGCAUUACACUUGUAAAAAGGGCUCCACUGGCUGGUGCAAUAUUUUGCAAGUAUGCUAUAUUGGAAGGAGCGUCUCAAACUCGUCUUAUGGAACUGGUAAAAGUAUUUCUGAGUUUGGUUUUGUCACCAGAUAAGCUGGAUGCAGAUCUGAUAGAGGGCUUUCUUGUCGCUGCUAGCUACCUUUGUGAUAACUUAACCUGUGAACCAUGCUAUAAGAAUGUCCUCAAAGAGUUCCUUACUGCAGAGAAAGUGAAAGGUUUACUAACUGCAGCAUCUGCUGAACAAGCUCAAUCAUCUUUAUUCAACAUUUUCUCCACUGUCUGUCCAGAUAAUGUUGAAGGACUUCUAGAGGAGGCCAUGAGUGUUGUCACAAACUGCAGUGGUUUACCCGAAGAUGUUGAUCGCCAAUCUAAGGUUAGGUCUGCACAUAAGCUGUUGCUUUCUCUAGGAGGUUUUGAUGACAUGUUCGAAGCCUUAACGACCCUACUGCUUAAAAAGAUAAUUAACCAAAAGCAAUCUUUUGAAGAUGAUUAUGUUGUAGCUGUUGGUGUAGCAUGGCAAGUUAGAGACUUGCUGCAGCAUGAGAAAACCAGGAAACGCAUCUUUAAAUCUCAACCUUUAGAAAUGUUGUUUUUUUCACUUAAGAUGGUAUCUGAAAUCAGCAUUGUGAAUUGUGGGAAGUAUGAAUAUAUUGAUGUAUCUCCUGUUUUGGCAUAUAUUGCUCUUGCACUGCAAAUGACGGUUGAUAAUGUUGGCCGAAGUAGGGGGAAAAGUGGUGAUUCAAAGAGGAAGAAACGUAACAUUGAUUCUUCAUCAUUACUUUCAGAGACUGUAUUGGAUCUGACAAUUGAGCACAUGCUCGACUGCUUAGAAAAACUAUUUGGAUCGGAUGACUCUAUACAAAGUCGCAAUGCGGGUUCAUCCAACUUGAAAUCAACAGCAGGGAAAAAUCAAAAUUCCACAAAUAGGCGAAGGUUGUCUCUGACAAAUGCUGGCUGCCCAAGAGGAUCUGUACACAGUGAAGCUCAAUAUGUACUUUGCAAGGUGAAGAUGCUUACUGCUGUUCUCAAGUUCAUUGCUGAUACCGCUGCAAUGUGUUUUGCUCCUCAUAACCAUGGAUUAUUUUUGAAAUAUACAUCAAAAUGCAUACGACAUAUAGUGUCUUCAUUGAACCAUCUUUUUCAUAACAAAAUCCAAUUCCAUGAAGAAGAUAAAAAAAAUACUCUAGUUUGCCUAAAAAGCUCUUUCAGCUAUGCUUCAAAAAUACUCAAUGUCAUACUGGCAGGUUCUGAUGGAUCCUCCAUCACGGCAUCAAAAGCCUUUAUUCUUGCCAAUAACCUGCUUGAUUUAAUUGUUUCAAUAGAAUCAUGUUUGGGUUCUGUAUAUGCCUCACGUCUUGUUUCAGCAGCAAGGCCUUGGCUGCCCGAUGUGAUUUUGGCAUUGGGGUCUUUAAGUGUUCUACAAGAUACUGACAGUGAAAGCGAACAUGCAACUGUAUGUGAACAAGUGAAGUUACAUUUUCCAAAAUGGCCUUUGGUUGUAGCCAAAACUGUGCUCUCUGCAGUGAAUGAAGGUGAAGGAGAUGUUGAAAGUUCUCAAACAGAUAAAUGCCCAGCAUUCAAUAAACUUCUGGCCAUUCUGAUUAUAUUACUAAAAAAGAAUCGAAGUAUAAGGGAUGCAGUUGGGAAUGUUUUCCUGGUUUGUUCACUUGUUGGGCUAGAACGAAAGGACUUUGAGCUGGCAUUAGCACUCUUGCAGUUUGUAUGUUCCAAGUUGUUUAACAGUGAUGACAAGGAUUGGGGUGACAUGAUGCUGUCUUCUCUGCAAGAAAUAUAUCACAAGAUAGAGCAGCAAAUGAAAGAAGAUAGAAACGAAGAUGAACUGGAGAAAUUAACGCAUGCAAAGGAGUUGCUUGAACCUCUUUGGAACUAUCAUCUGUAUGAAAGUAGAAAGGUUGACAUGACUGAUGUCUAG